Messenger RNA from Rubroshorea leprosula, 1896 nucleotides. The record is from the annotation of a GenBank genome assembly. NCBI's taxonomy places the organism in Eukaryota, Viridiplantae, Streptophyta, Magnoliopsida, Malvales, Dipterocarpaceae.
AAAAACCAAAGCAACAGUCAUAGAAAAUUCCUCCGUACUGAAAAACCCAGUUUCUUUUUGUGCAAAGAAUUAGUCAUGUCAUCUAGUAUCCAAUUUUCCCAACAAACGCUUGCAGUUUCCCGGAAAAAUUUAGCUCCUGAGAGGAAGAUUUGCAACCCUUUUGUGGUAGUUUGUAGGGCUUCAGUUGCUGACACCCAAACUUUGCCUAAGAAUUCCAGCACUUCUUCCCUCAAAAAACCAUUGAUGAUCACAAAGAACUUACCCCAUGAUAUUCAUGAUGAAAGGAAAGUGAUUAGUAUGGGAAAAUCCGGAAGGUUUGGUGGGAAGUUUGUGCCUGAAAUAUUAAUGACUUGUUUAACCCAACUUGAAGCUGAAUUCAACUUGGCUCUGCAUGAUUCUCAGUUUCAGGAAGAGCUGAGGACGGCACUAAGAGACUACAUUGGAAGGGAGACGCCGCUGUAUUUCGCCAAGCGGCUAACGGAUUAUUACAAGGACAAAAAUGGAGGAGAAGGGCCGGAAAUUUAUCUAAAGAGGGAGGACCUCAGCCACCUAGGUGCACACAAGAUCAACAACGCUAUUGCACAGGCCAUGAUUGCCAAACGUAUGGGACUGAAAUCUGUGGUGGCAGCCACCGGUGCUGGACAGCACGGUGUCGCAGCAGCUGCUGCGUGCGCUAAACUUUCCCUGGAGUGCACUGUCUUCAUGGGCAAGGAAGACAUGGAAAAGCAGGCAUCUAACGUACUCUCAAUGAAGCUGUUGGGCGCUCAGGUGAAGCCUGUUGAGGGAACUUUCAAGGAUGCAAGCUCAGAGGCCAUCAGGAACUGGGUAGGGAACUUGGAAACCACCUAUUACCUGAUGGGCACGGUGGUGGGGCCUCAUCCAUGUCCGAUGAUGGUUCGGGAGUUCCAAUCGGUGAUCGGAAAGGAAACAAGGCGACAGGCAAUGGAGAAAUGGGGCGGGAAGCCGGAUGUUCUGGUGGCCUGUGUGGGGAGUGGUUCCAAUGCAUUAGGUCUAUUCCAUGAGUUCAUUGGAGACCACGAUGUGCGGCUGAUUGGCAUCGAGGCUGCCGGAUUCGGCCUAGACAGCGGCCGGCACUCUGCCACUCUGUCCAGGGGUGAGGUUGGUGUCUACCAUGGAACCAUGAGUUAUUUACUGCAAGAUGAGGAAGGACAGAUACUUGCACCACACUCUAUUGGCGUGGGGCUAGAAUACCCAGGAGUUGGUCCUGAAGUAAGUUUUCUGAAGGAAACAGGGCGAGCAGAGUUCCACAGUGCCAUGGAUGAAGAAGCUAUAGAUGCGUGUCAAAGACUAAGCAGAUUGGAAGGCAUAAUUCCAGCCCUGGAGUCAUCUCAUGCACUAGCUUUUCUGGAGAAACUCUGCCCUACGUUAGCUAAUGGCACCAAGGUUGUAGUGAAUGUUAGUGGGAGAGGAGAUAAGGAUGCUGCAACAGUUCUUGAAUUAAUACAAACAUGAAAUACACUAACAGUCAAUCAGGAAGUAUAUGUGGACCAUAUGCUAGCUUAGCUCCUCUAUACCUAGUAAAUUUGGAAUAUAAUGCCUGCUUGAGCCCAAGACUUACUAGAUAACAUACAAUCAAGUCCUUCAAGUGUCCGCAAGAAAGGAUGAACCAGAGACAGAUCUUUAAUCUGAUCACAGAACUUGUUAAAUAAGUGCUGCACAAAUAAAAUAUGUAAAAUCAUCACAAGCUUAAGCUUUUGUACAAGAGUUUCUUAUUUUGUAAUCCAAACUGUAAUGGAAUGACAACCCCUAAUAUCAGAGAAGCUGGUCCGCAUUGAAUGGUAAGCGUUCUGCAGUCUAAUGUAGUCACAACAUGUUUUUGUUUGUAUAAUACUAACAGUGAGCACAACUUGCAUUUAUUAAAUUCCUGAACAUGCA